CCCCGACUGUCUCCCUACCACUGCCAUGCCGGAAGCGACGGGUCGCGCUCCUCUCUGCGAGCUGCGGGAGAGCCGCCUGAACGUGCAGGGUCAGACAGAGAUCAGGAAGAGAAGCAAGAGCGAAGCAACAGAGACGAACAAGAGCGAAGCGACAGAGACGAAUAAGAGCGAAGCGACAGAGACGAACAAGAGCGAAGCAACAGAGACGAAUAAGAGCGAAGCGACAGAGACGAACAAGAGCGAAGCGACAGAGACGAACAAGAGCGAAGCGACAGAGACGAACAAGAGCGAAGCGACAGAGACGAGGGAGGUCACGGUCGAGCAGCUCCAAAGAGAAGUGCAGCAUUUGAAAGGAGAGCUGGUGGAAGCCAACUUGAAGCGGAAGAAGAACUCUUCACGAGUGCUAGAGCUUGCCGAGAGACUAGGCAAGGCGGACGAGAGGGAGAGCAUUCUAAGAAGCAAGUUGUCAGCUGCGAAAGAUCAGCUCAAAGAUCUCAAGAAGCAGCUCAAGUCCCAUCAGGCGUUAGGAUGCGGUACCGGCCGCAUGCACGCCCUGCAUUCUGUGCCAGAAGGAAACGAAAGCUGCUGUGGUGAAUCGCCACCCAAGUCUCAAGAGCAGAGCGAGGACGUCCAAGCAAGCCUCGUCUACGUCUACCUCCUCCGCUUCCCGCAUACACAUUCAGUUUGUCUUCCAGCUCAGAGUCCGUCGAGGAGGCAGCGGGCCCACCUCAUGGAGGCUGUCCUGACGCUCUUCUACACCCUCCUCCUCCUGGCGUGCUUUGUGCUGGGCUCGGAUACUGCACGACUGGUGUUGCCGUCUGAGAAAGACGGCGACCACGAGCAUCUGAUGAUCGCGUCCUUCACUACCUCCUCCCUCCACUUCCUUUUGCAGCGAAUGUAAAUGCGUCCCCCCUGUAAAAUUUGUAGUACAGAAACCAUGGCAAGC
This is a messenger RNA of Guillardia theta CCMP2712, 946 nucleotides long. RefSeq lists its product as hypothetical. Bases 26 to 901 code for a protein of 291 amino acids. NCBI's taxonomy places the organism in Eukaryota, Cryptophyceae, Pyrenomonadales, Geminigeraceae. The record is from RefSeq and is a predicted model, not a curated record. The transcript has 7 exons.